Molecule: messenger RNA, 882 nt
Organism: Penicillium taxi
Lineage: Eukaryota; Fungi; Ascomycota; Eurotiomycetes; Eurotiales; Aspergillaceae
Exons: 2
Coding region: 1-882 (293 amino acids)
Biological process (GO): nucleotide metabolic process
Molecular function (GO): ATP binding; ATP:ADP adenylyltransferase activity
Source: RefSeq, a predicted model, not a curated record
AUGAAUAUCAAUGAGUCGUCCAUAUUAUCCGAGUUCGACAAGCUUGUCAACUCUGGCAUUGUCCAAUACAAUGACCAGCAAGAAACGAUUGAUUACGUUGAUGGAGAUCUUAAGUUUCAAUUUUGUCUCACAACUGCUCUCAUAAAAAAGCCAACCCUUCAGUCAAAAUCAGAGAAGGAGCACGAUGAACAGAGACGAGAUGGAAGCGAUAUCAGCACUGUAGGCUUUGAGAUUGGCGAAAUCAACGGCACGCACGUUCUGAUAGCAAACAAAUUCUGCUAUGCCAGACCGCAUCUCAUGCUCGUAACUUCUGAUGGACAUCAGAGGCAAUAUGAAGCUCUAGAUCUGAAUGAUCUGAGCUCAGCGUGGCUUAUCAUAUCCACAAUGGAUAGAGAUUAUGUCGGCUUUUUCAACUGUGGCCAGGAUGGAGGCUGCAGUCGACUGCAUAAACACUUGCAAUUUAUCCCAACGCCACAAAACCUUUUUGCAUCCUUUUUGGACUCUAAUGACCCGGAACCCAAAGUGCCCUUCCACUGGUUCUAUCGCCGCUUGGAUGCUCAGACUACGCCAGAAACUUUGCUGAAGAUAUAUACCGAGCUUCUUGAGCAAUCUACUAAGAUAUGGGAAGGUUGCACUACACAUAAUGCGGCUGUUAGCCCCAACGCUGCAUGCCCCCAUAACUUUAUCAUCACAAAGCGUUGGGUGGUUGUGCUGCCGAGGCAACGCGCUGCAAUAAAUGGAGAGGCCGGUGUCAAUGCGAUUGGCAUGCUGGGUUACAUUGUCGUUUCUACUCAAAAGGAGAUUGAUAACUGGAUACGGAUUGGGUUGACAGACUCACUGAAGGUAGUUGGCGUGCCCAAAUGGGAGGUCUGCAAGCAGUAA